Messenger RNA from Drosophila erecta, 524 nucleotides. It is a transcript of the gene Acp63F, whose product is annotated as accessory gland protein Acp63F. The transcript is spliced from 3 exons. Bases 97 to 354 code for a protein of 85 amino acids. The record is from RefSeq and is a predicted model, not a curated record. Lineage: Eukaryota; Metazoa; Arthropoda; Insecta; Diptera; Drosophilidae.
UGUACUUUUCAGUAACUCUUCUUAGAAGCUUUUAAAGCAUUAAAGUAUAUCUAAAAUAAUUAGUCUUCGUGCGAGUUGCGAAGCGUUUACACCAUUAUGAGGGUUUUGGGAUUCAUAUUUUUUCUGAUUAUGAAUAUAUUCGAGACUACUAGUGGAAAAAGUGUCUGCGAAGGAUAUAUAAAACCUGGAAAUGCUUUCUGCGCGAUUGCUCCUAAUUGUUACUACCAAGGCUUAAGUCUCUUGCACGUUGGACAAGAGCAGUGUAAACUUGCUGAACAAGGAAAACCUCCAUUUCAGAAAAUCAUGGCCGGAAAGUGUCCCAGGGACAAGCCCAAAUGCAAGGUAGCUAGAUAAAGGAAAAACUGCAAGCAAUUUCCCUUCACUUCCAAUAAGUCUUUCUUUUUGAUUGACAACUUUGGGUUGAAAACAGAGUUUUAUGGAACUCUUCAUGUUACUCUUAAAAACAUACAUACAUAAUUGUAUUUACCGAACAUAAAGAUAUGAUUCUUAUUUAUGUAUUUUAA